Messenger RNA from Oryza sativa Japonica Group (Japanese rice), 1772 nucleotides. Its product is annotated as BTB/POZ and MATH domain-containing protein 5. The record is from RefSeq and is a predicted model, not a curated record. Gene Ontology annotation, biological process: protein ubiquitination. NCBI's taxonomy places the organism in Eukaryota, Viridiplantae, Streptophyta, Magnoliopsida, Poales, Poaceae. Gene Ontology annotation, molecular function: protein binding.
ACAUUUUUCCUUUCCAUUCCAUUCCACCCGCUCCUCCUCGCCUCUCCUUCCCCGUGCGCUGCUAUUGCUAUAACAGCUUAGGCUUUAGCUCGCCUCGCCUCCAAGCAAAAUCCCCAUUUCCUUCUCCUCUCCAAACCCUAGCAAAGGCUAUCUCUCUCUUCGCCGCCAUGGAGGAUGACGACGCGGGGGGCGGAGGCGGAGGCGGCGAGGCGUCCCCGCCGCACGCGGGCUCCGCCGCGGCGAUGGCGGGGGCGGGGAGGGACAUCGCGGCGUCGCCGACGAGCUCGCGGUCGGUGACGCAGACGGUGAACGGGUCGCACAGGUUCGUGAUCCAGGGGUACUCGCUGGCGAAGGGGAUGGGGGUGGGGAAGCACAUCGCGAGCGAGACGUUCACGGUGGGAGGGUACCAGUGGGCGAUCUACUUCUACCCCGACGGGAAGAACCCCGAGGACAACUCCGCCUACGUCUCCGUCUUCAUCGCGCUCGCCUCCGAGGGCACCGACGUCCGCGCCCUCUUCGAGCUCACCCUCCUCGACCAGAGCGGCAAGGCCAAGCACAAGGUGCACUCCCACUUCGACCGCUCCCUCGAGUCCGGCCCCUACACCCUCAAGUAUCGCGGCUCCAUGUGGGGUUAUAAAAGGUUCUUUCGGCGGACUGCUCUUGAGACAUCGGAUUUUCUUAAAGACGAUUGCUUAAAGAUAAAUUGUACUGUGGGUGUUGUGGUAUCUACUAUGGAUUACUCAAAGCCACAUUCGAUACAUGUUCCAGAAUCUGACAUAGGCUACCAUUUUGGGACACUGUUGGACAAUCAGGAGGGUGUGGAUGUUAUAUGUAAUGUGGCAGGAGAAAAGUUUCAUGCCCAUCAGUUGGUCUUGGCUGCCCGAUCUUCCUUUUUCAGAUCUGAACUUUUUGAGCAUGAAUCAGAUGAAGAGAAGAAUGAAGUUGAUACUAGCAAUGAAAUCAAAGAGAUUGUCAUUGAUGACAUGGAGCCAAAAGUGUUCAAGGCUGUGCUUCAUUUUAUGUACAGGGACAAUCUUGUUGGUGAUGAUGAGUUGUCUGCAUCAAGCUCGGACUGCUCUAUCUUUGAUACUUUAGCUGGGAAAUUAUUGGCUGCUGCUGACAGAUAUGAGUUGCCAAGACUACGGUUAUUGUGUGAAUCUUACUUGUGCAAGCAUAUUUCUGUAAACUCUGUGGCAACUACCCUAGCAUUGGCUGACCGACAUCAUGCUAUGGAGCUUAAAUCUGUUUGCCUAAAAUUUGCUGCUGAAAAUCUUUCAGAUGCCCUUAUGUAUCUGCAGCUGUAAUCCGGACCGACGGGUUUGAUUACCUCAAAGACAACUGCCCCGCGCUGCAAUCGGAGAUACUGAGGACGGUCGCCGGGUGUGAGGAGGAAUGCAGCAGCGGAGGGAAGAGCCAGAGCGUGUGGGGGCAGCUCUCGGAUGGCGGCGAUACCAGCGGGCGCAGGGUGAGGCCAAGGGUCUGAACACCCAGCCACUGCUAUGCCAAAAGCGGCUUGUUUUAAAGUGUAACUGUGUAAGCGAAUUGCUGCUGUACAAAUGGGACGGCUAAUUGGUUUGUGGCGACAUUUAAAAUAAUAGCAUCAGUCUGUUAUACUACCCCUACAUUCGUUCAAAUUUCAAUAGCUGGUUUGGGCAGUAGCUCCGCAGAUGGAAGGGAUUAUGUUUAGUGAUCUGAGACAGUGAUGUGUAGUCAGUAGUCAGCUAUUCUAGUUUCGAUUUGCAAUUUAUAAACUUCAGUUUUUAGCCUGCUGA